GCCGUAGUCCGAAGUCUGUGAACUUCCUCGAUACUGUUUGAGUUUUGUGCUUUAAGAACAGCGCGUCAUUUCCGGAGAGUUCAAUGACAAGGCCUUCGUCCAUGGACGAUUGGUGUUACGUGGGCGUGGAUGUGGGCAGCGGCAGCGUUCGGGCCGCACUGGUUUCCCGUAACGGCCGUGUUACAGCCACAGCGGAGGAGCCCAUACACAUCUGGCAGCCUCAGACAGACUAUUACGAACAAUCUUCGGAGGACAUCUGGAGGAAAUGCUGCAGCACUGUGAAGAAAGUGACCGAAGGCAUCAUGAAGGAGCACGUCAGAGGGAUCGGGUUUGAUGCCACAUGCUCCUUGGUGGUCCUGGACCAGAACUUUCAGCCUGUAGCGGUUAAUAAAGACGGUGACACCGAGAGGAACGUUGUGAUGUGGAUGGACCACCGAGCGAUGGAACAAGCGUCCCGUAUCACAGCCACGGCUCACAGAGUCCUGAGCGCUGUAGGCGGCGUGAUGUCUCCAGAAAUGCAGCCGCCCAAGUUACUGUGGCUGAAAGAGAAUCUGAGGACAAGCUGCUGGAAGGAAGCCGCACACUUCUUCGACCUGCCAGACUUUUUGUCCUGGAAGGCAACAGGUUCAUUAGUAAGAUCACUGUGUACUGUGGUGUGUAAGUGGACUUAUUCUCCCCUGGACGGCUGGGACGACAGUUUCUGGGCCACCAUUGGUCUUGAGGACUUGAUUGAGAACAAUCAUUCAAAAAUCGGAGAGCGGACGUGUUAUCCCGGUAGCCCGGUCGGAGGAGGACUGACUCCAGAGGCAGCUGCAGAUUUGGGUCUAGAGCCAGGAACAGCUGUGGGAGGGUCUCUGAUCGAUGCCCACGCAGGAGGACUGGGUGUUAUUGGAGCGGAUGUAAGUGGCCAUCACUUGCCAUGUGAAAAUCAGCCAAUCACAUCGCGCAUUGCUCUGAUCUGUGGAACAUCCUCCUGUCACAUGGCUGUGAGCCGGAAGCCCCUGUUUGUUCCAGGUGUGUGGGGUCCGUACCUGUCCGCCAUGGUACCAGACCUGUGGCUUAACGAAGGCGGUCAGAGCGCUACGGGAAAACUGAUUGAUCAUGUGGUGACAGGACAUGCUGCUUUCUGUCAGUUAAAAGAGCGGGCAGAAAAAAGUGGACUGCAUAUUUACUCUUUCCUGAACGGCUACCUGGAGGAAAUGGCCAAAGACCUGAAGAACCUCGACGAACUGACCGCCGGCCUGCACGUGUGGCCCGAUUUCCACGGCAACCGAUCGCCUCUCGCUGACCAGAGCUUGAAGGGCAUGGUUAUCGGACUGUCUUUGUCUCAGAAGCUGGACGACUUGGCUCUUCUUUACCUCGCUACUCUACAAGCUACUGCUCUUGGCACCAGACACAUCCUGGAUGCACUGAGAGAAGCAGGACAUGACAUCACGACCUUAUUCCUGUGUGGAGGGCUCAGUAAGAACCCUCUGUUCGUCCAGAUGCACGCCAACAUCACGGGUUUGCCGAUCGUCCUUCCUGCAGAGAAAGAGGCCGUGCUGGUCGGCGCUGCUGUUCUCGGGGCCUGUGCAUCACGAGACUAUACCUGCAUUCAGCUUCUACAGGAAGAAGUACACCGUGUUCCUGCGUCUGUUCGCCCAUCAGAGAGAGUACGCAGCGCUGAUGAGCGACCACCCCAGGAAGUGAAAGUUUGGCCUGGUGAACACACACCUACAGUUUCCUCUGUGGGCAUCGAGCCUGAGCUGCUUCUGGUGCUGAUCUCGAACCCCAAACCGUUUAUGUCUGAGCAAGCAGCCUGUGUUUAUAUCUUAAUCAAGAUGUUUGAUCAUCAGUGAAGAUGUUCAGUUCAGUAAUUCCUGCUUGGUCAGCUCUCAGCGUGGUGAAUGCUGACGGAAGCAGAGAGGUGCGCGUGUGGUGUGUAUGUGUGAGAAUGUGUGUGUUUAAACUGACAAGCUGAAAGCCACAAAGCCAUCCAGUAUUCUGUAAAUCUUUUGAGGCCAACACGAAUCCUCCAACAGCUGAGCAAGCGAUCUGCUUCAAACACAGCGAUGGAAACACGACAACAUCUUCACUACUCACUUCCCAACCAGCGCUGAUCCACACUCGCGUCCUCUCGCGAGCUUAUUUUAACGUCCUCUGAUCGACACAACAACAACACGAGUUGUAAUUUCUGUAAUUAUGUUUGUUUCCGAAGUCAUCCUGAAAAACAGAAAGUCUCAUGUAUACUGCAUUAGACACACGAUUUCAGAUUAAAAUACCGGAAUUUCAGAUUUGCAAUAAUUAAAAUGACUAUGAGUGUGUUUUAAUAGUAAAUUUAAACAUGAACACAGAGAAUAAUUCAAACAAGGACACACAGUGGUGCUUGAAAGUUUGUGAACCCUUUAGAAUUUUCUGUAUUUCUACAUAAACAUGACCUAAACCAUCAUCAGAUUUUCACACAAAUCCUAAAAGUAGAUAAAGAGAACCCAGUUAAACAAAUGAGACUAAAAUAUUACACUUGGUCAUUUAUUUAUUGAGGAAAAUGAUCCAAUAUUAUAUCUCUGUGAGUGGCAAAAGUAUGUGAACCUCUAGGAUUAGCAGUUAAUUUGAAGGUGAAAUUAGACUCAGGGGUUUUCAAUCAAUGGGAUGACAAUCAGGUGUGAGUGGGCACCCUGUUUUAUUUAAAGAACAGGGAUCUAUCAAAGUCUGAUCUUCACAACACAUGUUUGUGGAAGUGUAUCAUGGCACAAACAAAGGAGAUUUCUGAGGACCUCAGAAAAAGCGUUGUUGAUGCUCAUCAGGCUGGAAAAGGUUACAAAACCAUCUCUAAAGUGUUUGGACUCCACCAAUCCACAGUCAGACAAAUUGUGUACAAAUGGAGGAAAUUCAAGACCAUCGUUACCCUCCUCAGGAGUGGUCGACCAACAAAGAUCACUCCAAGAGCAAGGUGUGUAAUAGUCGGCGAGGUCACAAAGGACUCCAGGGUAACUUCUAAGCAACUGAAGGCCUCUCUCACAUUGGCUAAUGUUAAUGUUCAUGAGUCUACCAUCAGGAGAACACUGAACAACAAUGGUGUGCAUGGCAGGGUUGCAAGGAGAAAGCCACUGCUGUCCAAAAAGAACAUUGCUGCUCGUCUGCAGUUUGCUAAAGAUCAACUGGACAAGCCAGAAGGCUAUUGGAAAAAUGUUUUGUGGAUGGAUGAGACCAAAAUAGACCUUUUUGGUUUAAAUGAGAAGCGUUAUGUUUGGAGAAAGGAAAACACUGCAUUCCAGCAUAAGAACCUUAUCCCAUCUGUGAAACAUGGUGGUGGUAGUAUCAUGGUUUGGGCCUGUUUUGCUGCAUCUGGGCCAGGACGGCUUGCCAUCACUGAUGGAACAAUGAAUUCUGAAUUAUACCUGUCAUGGUCCUACCUGUGGGCUUCUCUCUUCAGGUAACAUCUCCACUCAGCAUUACCGGCCACGCCCGCACUCACUUCCUCUUAUUAACUUUCAGUGACUGUCAUUGGCUGUUGCCGAUCACCUGCUUCCCCCUGGGUGUAUUUAAGCUGCAGUUCUCCCUAGCCUCAGUGUCAGAUCGUCUGCAACUCUCAGCCUGACAACCUGCUCUGUGUAACUACUACUCUGACUCCUGAUAUUGUGCUGUUCUGUUUGACUCUGUCUGCUCUCCAGCCCCAGUAACCUGAUCUGCCUUCUGUCCUGUUGACUCUGCCUCUUGCACCUUCGCCUGUUCUCCAGCUCGCUCAGCCCUGCUGCUAGCCUGCAGCCACAGCUCUCUGACUACGCCAGAUCCCAUCAGGUCUCAGAAGCUAAGCAGGGUCGGGCCUGGUCUGUACUUGGAUGGGAGACCUCAGACGUCACCACCAGCCAUCCCUGCCUCUGGAUUUCACCUACACACAUUCUCCCAACUCCCCUUUCCCCUAUUAUUAAUAAACUGUGGUUUGAGCGCA
Molecule: messenger RNA, 3928 nt
Organism: Neoarius graeffei (lesser salmon catfish)
Lineage: Eukaryota; Metazoa; Chordata; Actinopteri; Siluriformes; Ariidae
Gene: fggy
Product: FGGY carbohydrate kinase domain containing
Exons: 15
Coding region: 84-1838 (584 amino acids)
Biological process (GO): carbohydrate metabolic process
Molecular function (GO): phosphotransferase activity, alcohol group as acceptor; kinase activity
Source: RefSeq, a predicted model, not a curated record